This is a messenger RNA of Sinocyclocheilus grahami, 468 nucleotides long. It is a transcript of the gene slc9d1, whose product is annotated as transmembrane and coiled-coil domains 3. NCBI's taxonomy places the organism in Eukaryota, Metazoa, Chordata, Actinopteri, Cypriniformes, Cyprinidae. The coding region runs from base 1 to 468 and encodes 155 amino acids. Gene Ontology annotation, biological process: proton transmembrane transport; potassium ion transmembrane transport. Gene Ontology annotation, cellular component: membrane. Gene Ontology annotation, molecular function: potassium:proton antiporter activity. The record is from RefSeq and is a predicted model, not a curated record. The transcript has 3 exons.
AUGCUGGAAUCUGUGGAUGCGGGACGAGAAUGGAUUUUUCCAAGCUUUCUCGAUCUCCACAUGAAGAUCGGGAAGGAAUGGAAGGCUCACCUGAGCUGGAGGGCUAUGGCUAGCACUUUCUUGAUCCAAAACCUCAAGCAGCUCAUCAUACGCAGGGUGUGGAAGAUCUCGCUGCAGGGCUCUGUAUAUCUGAGUCUGCUGAUGGUGGCCGCUGGACUGGUCUGGGGUCAGUUGCUCGGCCUUCAUCCCACACAGACCGUCUUCAUCUCCAGCUGUCUAUCUCUCUCCAGCACUCCGCUGGUGUCUCGCUUCCUGGCUGGAGGAUCCAGAGGAGAAUCAAAAGAGGGUGAGCUGGACUACAGCAGUGUUUUGCUGGGCAUGCUUGUCAUGCAGGAUGUGCAGCUUGGCCUGUUCAUCGCUGUGAUGCCCACAUUAAUUCAAGGAGGAAAUGGAGACACAGACAGGUGA